Molecule: messenger RNA, 1989 nt
Organism: Nannizzia gypsea CBS 118893
Lineage: Eukaryota; Fungi; Ascomycota; Eurotiomycetes; Onygenales; Arthrodermataceae
Exons: 1
Coding region: 1-1989 (662 amino acids)
Molecular function (GO): protein binding
Source: RefSeq, a predicted model, not a curated record
AUGCGUGCCACAACUCUACUAGGCGAGAACCUCGUCUCCCAGUACAUAUGCCCGUCAUGUAGCUGGCGGAUAGUCGGCUUCAAUGGCGGCCGUGGAUCCAGCAUCCGCCGUUCUCAGGUCUCGCGGAAUCAGCUACAGGCUAUCCAUACCUCCUCUCGCCCUUCUCUUCGAAAACUACGCCCCUCCAGCACACACAAAUGGAAGUUUAUAGCCACCCGGUUCGUGCACUCCGCUGUGCAGUCGAAAGAGCCCCAGGAUAGCCCAUUUGACACUGAUCAAACACUAUUGCCGCUGGAGAAUGAUAAACUCGCCUGGGAGGUCAAGACUCCUGGGUCCAAGAAAGAGGAUUCAGCUCAGGCCGCCAUUCGAAGACGGGAAGAAUAUAUUCAUGCCGCUCUCUUAGAAGGACAACCGGACAAAGUAAUGGCUAUAUUCCUUGAUCCGGGAAAUUACGAUUACGUUAUGCGUCAAUUGCCUGCUACCACUUUCAUAGAGGCUCUCCGGCUGUUAUCUCCAGCAUAUUUUGUUGAGCCAUGGAGGAAAAUCCAACGGAGCUUCCAUACUUCUGCCGCCCAUUAUGCCAAGGUUGAACCGCUCGCACAAAUCUUUGAUAGGUUUGCGAAAAACCUAGGAACCAUUGUUGAAGCGCGGCGUCGCGCCGGACAUACGCUAGGGCUUGCAGAGUAUACCCAUUUGCUGAAUUGUGCUCGUUCUAUGGGAGAUGAAGCCAUGGCAAAUACUCUAUGGGAGGAAAUGAUUGCCGAUGGAGUCACACCAGAUGUACUGUGUUAUAACUACUACAUGGAGGCUAAAGUCUGGAAUAUGGCCUUCAUUCCCAAGGAGAACCAUUCAUUGAGAUCAACACCUUGGAUCUACAGGAAAAGACGAUUUAAAACCAGUAAUCCGAAUUAUAGAGGAUACAAAACGGGAAAGGAUGGCGUGCGUGAUGAAGUGCAUAGCUUGUUUAAAGACAUGGUCGUGGAUGGUCUGGAUGCUAAUGAGUCCACAUUCAUUCAGCUGAUGAUAGCAUCGGGUCGUGAAUGGGACAUUGCAGCUGUCAAGGAUACUCUGAAAACUGUCUGGAAUAUUGAUGCGAACCGUUUGCAAAAAGGCGACGAUGACCUCCCCCCAGUAACGUUUUAUCACCCAUCUUCUCCCCUACACCCUACCGAAGAACUUUUACUUGCCGUGGCCCAUAUAUUCUGUACGAACAAUGAUAUCCCUACUGCGCUACAGUUGGUUGACUUCAUCUCCGUCAAUUACAACGUCCCUAUACCACAACGUACCUGGAUGGAACUGUUUGUGUGGUCCUAUAUUCUUUCUACCAACAGAUAUGGACAAAAUGUGGCAGAGAACAUGAUCGGCCACAUCCCCAAGGACUCUGUGAUUGGAAUUUUCAAGACAAUGACUUCAGAACCAUACAACAUGAAGCCCACGCUACAGGUGUACGAUGUUCUUGCAAAGUUAAAUUGGGGUCGCCAAGCGAUAGACCCUACCGAGGACUUCAUGCGUGAUGGCCGAAAAAUGUUCCAAACGACCCUCUCCAAGCGGCGAGUAUUGGCGAAACAGCUCAUUCAGGCCUGGAAGGAUCUAGAGCUUGGAGACAACAAUGUUUCUAGUGAGAACAUUUCUUGCCCAGCACAGACUACAGCGCGCGGCGUACGCCGUGUCAACCCUCUGUCUCUUACACCUCCCCCCACCGCACCAAAGUCUUAUUGGGAUUUAUACCAUCGAUUCCAGGUCGUUCAUAUGGCCACAUGCCGAGAACUUGAUUAUCUUCAGACCUGGGCUUUAUUCAUGCUUCUUCGAAGGCGUUGGACCGGCACCAAGUAUGAAUGGGAGCGACGCGGGCUUCCGGAUACUGUGAAGGAAUGGAAAACAUUCCUACCACACGUUGUGCGCUAUCAUAUUACAAAUGGAAUGGUCGAGUUCGACCCAGCCCAGUUUUGGGGAGACGACAGGCCAGUUCGAGCAACUCUUCAUCGUUGA